Molecule: messenger RNA, 3182 nt
Organism: Aphanomyces astaci
Lineage: Eukaryota; Oomycota; Saprolegniomycetes; Saprolegniales; Verrucalvaceae
Exons: 3
Coding region: 85-1482 (465 amino acids)
Biological process (GO): protein phosphorylation
Molecular function (GO): protein serine/threonine kinase activity; ATP binding
Source: RefSeq, a predicted model, not a curated record
AGCCUUUCCGUACACAGCGGUAGAUACCGUAGGUGCCGACUUCCCUGAUUCGUCCAUCUAUCACAUCGUUGCGCGGCAUUGUGGAUGGAUCGAGGCAACCGCCGCCGAUCGUCUAGCGCUCACUUGCACAGCAUUUCAGGCCAACGCACUGCUGAAUCACACAAGCAGCCAGGCAAGAUGAACACCGUCGACGCCACUUCGUCGAUUGUUGUCGCGGAUAAGCGCACUGGGAACAAGGACGCGCUCCUUCUGCAACAAGCGGGGGACACAGAGGUCGCCCAACCAACGCUGCCUCUAUCGGUGCACGUGAUACCUCCAGGAACGCUCGUUGAGAGCAGCAAAAGCAUGGACGACACGAUGGUGUGGUCGACAUGCACCCCGACGGAAGUGCCGCCACAGAACGCGAUAAUCGUCGAAAACACGGAGCAGAAUAUCUUGUCCCGCAUAUCGAUGCUAUCGAUCCUGCGGGAGCAAGGAUUCAUCGACGAAGACGAAUUCCUUCGACGCAAGAAAGCCAUCAUCGACGAACUCCACGCCCCAGCUUCUUCGUCAAGGCCGUACUUCCACAACGCCACUGGCAUGCCACUUAUCAUUCCCCACGCACCCAACUUUCAAGGCUUCGAUGCCGAGGAAGCAAUUCGCCACACAUUCAACUACGACACGCGCCGAUGGGAAACCUCCAAGGUGUGCGUCGUGUUGGACGAGACCCCGUUUGCCAAAGGCAGCCUCCGCCUCGUCUACCACAUGCAUCACGACAGCGCCGACGACCUCGACAAGAGCUCGUCAUAUGUGGCCAAGCUCGCGAUCGAUCCAGACGAAGACCCGCAGACGUACUUUCGAGACAUCGAACUCCAGGCCCACUGCGGCCAUUACGCGGACCUGUACAACGCCCACGCGCCCCCCAAGCGCGUGCACUUCAUACCGGCGUGGGUGCUGGAGCUGACCCAGCGCCACGGCGCGCUAUGCGCAGUCGAGCGGUACAUUCCCGGGGACUACCGCAAGCACAACAACAACUUUGGCAGCGUGAGCGACGAAGACCGCAACACGCCUCAGGCAUUUUCGCAUUUCACGUACGAAGCGUCGCACCACGAGCUGCUCGCGGUCGACAUCCAGGGCGUCGGCGACAUGUACACGGACCCGCAGAUUCAUACGCUGAACCGCGGGGACUUUGGCAAAGGCAACCUCGGCGUGCUCGGGUUCAAAAAGUUCCUAGCUACCCAUCGAUGCAACCCCAUUUGCGCCUACUUGAAGCUGCCCCCCGUCAACCCCAAGGCGAAUGCAAACGUCGGCACGGUGCCCGUCCAGCGUCUCAUGGCGUCCGACAAGAUCCAAGACGCGCCGUUCGAGUCGAAACACUACUACGAGCAGGCGCCGCUUCUCCAAAAGUACGUGGCGCAGUGCCGAGACGACGAGGUCAAGUUGAGGAGGACGUCGACGCACGGCGAACGCGGGUGUCUAUUUUGUCAAUGCAGUAUUCAGUGACUUGCGUCUGUCUUUUAUUUCUACCAAGUACAGCUACUACUACUACUCGGUCUUAGUCGGCCCGAUGGGGGGCGGCACGACGAUGAGGCGCUGCAUGUGUUGAUCCAACGUGUCGGCAAACACGGUCAUGGAGAAACGGUCCGUGGCGCGGCGCACGCCAGCUUGGCCCAUCGAUGUCGCUGUGGCGGCGUCCGUGGCCAGCACUUGCAUCGCAUGGCCAAACGCGGGCGGCUCCGCGUCGCAAAGAAACCCUGUGACAUCGUGGGCGAUGGACUCUAGAGGCCCGCCGCUGUUGACGGCCACGACGGGCGUGCCGGACGCCAUCGCCUCCACCGGCACAAUCCCAAAGUGCUCAAACGACGGCGUGUACAGGAUGGCCCGGGCGUGCCACAAGAGUGCGAGCUUGGUCGCAUCCGGGAUCGACCGGAGAAAUGUGACGUGGUUCGUCAGCUGUUUGGCCGCCACGAGCUCGGCCAGUUCGUCAAAGUGCGCGACGUUUUCCGCGUUCAACGGGUCGUAUCUGCGACAAGGGCCAUGUUAACAACAUCAUCAUCGUCGCAUGGAAAUGGAGGCCAGUUGUUGGCAAGGAUGUACGACGUACCCCCCCGCUAGGACCAGAUGGACCGUAGCAAAUACAGUGUCGGACACUUGAGUUUGAAGCCAUGCGAGGGCGUGCACGGCCAGCGCAAUGUUCUUCUUGCGUUCGAACCGAUUCAACGACACAAACAGCGCUGGGAACGAGAGCGCUCGAAGCAGCAGGGCUUGGUUGUCAUUGGAGGUGGUGGAGGGCGGCGGCAACGGUAGCGUGGCGGGGCGUUCAAACGUGGAAAUAUCCACGGGGGGGUACAGGAUACUCAGAUGAUGCCGCGCAUGUAGCGAAGGAAACGCCGCUUCAAAGACGGAGGCCGUGUAUUUGCUGUUGACGACCAUCGUGUCGGCGGCCCCUUUGACGAAGAGGGUAAGGAGACGAUGAUGGGUCGUGACAACGUACGAGUGGUCGCUUCUUCGAGGGUAUCCAGGGGCCAGCGAUACACUUGCUUGAGGACGGAGCUGCGGUCGAUGCACAGGAGUUUGUCAGGAUAGUGGCCGUAGAAGUACACGGGUCGAUUGAAGUACGCGCGCAGGAGCGGAAUCGGCAACGACACCUGGUCCAGGAAGAACACGUCGGUGUUCCAUUGAGUUAGGAACAAGUACAACGUGAUGUACACCAUGCGCACGAACGCGCAGAGUGCGUAGAGACGGCCAAACACGGUCCGUGGAAGGAAGUCACCAUGGACGACGACCCAUUUGGCAAGCGGGCCGUCGCCGCGGGUUUCGCGAAAGCAAUGGUUGGGGUCGUGGUGGGACGUGAAGAUGUGCACCUCGUACCCCUUGUUCUGCAGUGCCACAGCGCAGUUGACGAUGAGGUUUUCCGCGCCGCCUAUGCCGAGGUCGGGAUGGAGGAACGUCACCUUUACCUUUCGUCCUUGGACUGGCAUCUUAGGCGAGAUGGAUCGGAUGGAUCCAUACACGAACCCAAGAAUCAACCACAGCAACGGCGCCACGACAGCGGCCAAGCCCACAACUCCACAAGCUUCACACGACCAACAACCCAUCGCCAAGCUACGUGGUUCUUUCUGAGCGUUGCAAAUGAGCUUGGUAAAGUGCGCUGUCGAUUUCACGAACAGAACUUCGAACUUCGAUCACCUUCAAAUUCCAAC